AUGGCUGAGAACGGCGAGAGCAGCGGCCCCCCGCGCCCCUCCCGCGGCCCGGCGGCUGCGGCCCCCGGCUCCGCCUCGCCCCCGGCCGCCGAGCCCAAGAUCAUCAAAGUCACCGUGAAGACCCCCAAAGAGAAGGAGGAGUUCGCGGUGCCCGAGAACAGCUCGGUGCAGCAGUUCAAGGAGGCGAUCUCGAAACGCUUCAAAUCGCAGACGGAUCAGCUCGUGCUCAUCUUCGCCGGCAAGAUCCUCAAAGAUCAAGACACCCUGAGCCAGCACGGCAUCCACGACGGGCUGACCGUGCACCUGGUCAUCAAGAGCCAGAACCGGCCCCAGGGCCAGGCCACGCAGCCCAGCACCACGGCGGGCACCACCACGACUACCACCACCGCGUCGACUCCCAGGAGUAACUCCACACCUAUCUCCACAAAUAGCAACCCGUUCGGGCUGGGGGGCCUGGGAGGACUCGCAAGCCUCAGCAGCCUGGGCUUGACCUCCACCAGCUUCACGGAGCUCCAGAACCAGAUGCAGCAGCAGCUCCUGUCCAGCCCGGAGAUGAUGCUCCAGAUCAUGGAAAAUCCCUUUGUUCAGAGCAUGCUUUCCAAUCCCGACCUGAUGCGGCAGCUCAUCAUGGCCAACCCGCAGAUGCAGCAGCUGAUCCAGAGAAAUCCGGAGAUCAGCCACCUGCUCAACAACCCGGACAUCAUGAGGCAGACCCUCGAGAUCGCCCGCAAUCCGGCCAUGAUGCAGGAGAUGAUGAGGAACCAAGACCUGGCCCUCAGCAACCUCGAGAGCAUCCCGGGGGGCUACAAUGCCCUACGGCGCAUGUACACUGACAUUCAGGAGCCCAUGCUGAACGCGGCCCAGGAGCAGUUCGGGGGCAAUCCGUUCGCCUCCGUGGGGAGCACCGCCUCCACCGGCGAAGGCUCGCAGCCUUCCCGCACAGAGAAUCGCGAUCCGCUGCCCAACCCGUGGGCGCCGCCGUCGGCGACCCACAGCUCGGCGACCACCGGCACCACCUCGAGCAGCGGCAGCGGCUCCAGCGGCAGCGCCAACAACCCCGGGAACACCAUGGCCGCGGCCAACUAUGUGGCCAGCGUCUUCAGCACCCCGGGCAUGCAGAGCCUGCUGCAGCAGAUCACCGAGAAUCCCCAGCUCAUCCAGAACAUGCUGUCGGCGCCCUACAUGCGGAGCAUGAUGCAGUCGCUGACCCAGAAUCCGGAUCUGGCCGCGCAGAUGAUGCUGAACAACCCCGUGUUCUCCGGGAACCCGCAGCUGCAGGAGCAGGUUCGUCCGCAGGUCCCCUCUUUCCUGCAGCAGAUGCAGAGCCCGGACACGCUGUCAGCCAUGACCAACCCCAGAGCCAUGCAGGCGCUCAUGCAGAUCCAGCAGGGGCUGCAGACAUUAGCCUCCGAGGCGCCUGGCCUCAUUCCCAGCUUCACUCCAGGUGUGGGGGUGGGGGUGCUGGGAACCGCUAUAGGCCCCGUAGGCCCGGUCACACCCAUAGGUCCCAUCGGCCCCAUUGUGCCAUUCACCCCCAUCGGGCCUAUUGGGCCCCUAGGACCCACCGGCCCCGCGGGUCCUCCUGGCUCCACUGGUUCUGGCAGCACCCCCGGGGCCACCGUGCCUAGCUCGGCUCCCAGUGAAACCACGAGCCCCACCUCCGAUUCCGGACCCAGCCAGCAGUUCAUUCAGCAGAUGGUGCAGGCUCUGGCUGGGGCAAACGCUGCUCAGCUGCCAAUCCCAGAAGUCCGAUUUCAGCAGCAACUGGAACAGCUCAACGCCAUGGGCUUCUUAAACCGCGAAGCUAACUUGCAGGCUCUGAUAGCAACAGGAGGCGACAUCAAUGCAGCCAUUGAGCGGCUGCUGGGCUCGCAGCCUUCCUAA
Messenger RNA from Pipistrellus nathusii (Nathusius's pipistrelle), 1884 nucleotides. The record is from the annotation of a GenBank genome assembly. Lineage: Eukaryota; Metazoa; Chordata; Mammalia; Chiroptera; Vespertilionidae.